Camelina sativa (false flax) is the source of this 729-nucleotide messenger RNA. The record is from RefSeq and is a predicted model, not a curated record. NCBI's taxonomy places the organism in Eukaryota, Viridiplantae, Streptophyta, Magnoliopsida, Brassicales, Brassicaceae.
AUGAGACUGAGAAGCAACCACCCAUCGCUGCACAGUGACAGAGUGUUAAGGCAAUUAGAGCCAUGGUGUGAGCUUAACGAUAAAGUGGUUCUUGUGACAGGAGCUUCCUCUGGUAUAGGAAGAGAGAUCUGUCUUGAUCUAGGCAAAGCUGGUUGUAAGAUUAUCGCAGCUGCUCGUCGUGUUGAUCGCCUCAACUCUCUCUGUUCUGAAAUCAACAGCUUCGGUUCAACCAGAAUCAAAGCAGCAGCUCUUGAGCUAGACGUUUCAUCUGACGGGGCCACCAUUCAGAAGGCGGUUAAAGAAGCUUGGAAAAUCUUUGGAAACAUCGAUGUGUUGAUCAACAAUGCUGGAAUCAGAGGCAAUGUCAAGUCGAGUUUGGAUUGGUCAGAAGAAGAAUGGAACAAAGUCUUUAGAACCAACUUGACCGGAUCUUGGCUAGUAUCCAAAUACGUAUGUCUUUUAAUGCGUGACGCUAAACGCGGUGGCUCGGUGAUUAACAUCUCGUCGAUCUCUGGACUUCACCGCGGUUUGUUGCCUGGUGGACUUGCGUAUGCUUGUUCUAAAGGCGGGGUUGACACCAUGACGAGGAUGAUGGCUAUUGAGUUAGGUGUUUAUAAGAUCAGAGUGAACUCAAUCGCGCCGGGGCUUUGUAAGGACUCGGAACAGGACGCUAAGCUUCAAAGAGCUGAUGAAUACGACUGGGAAACGGUGGACGAAGCCCUGACUUAG